Messenger RNA from Stylonychia lemnae, 2205 nucleotides. The record is from the annotation of a GenBank genome assembly. Lineage: Eukaryota; Ciliophora; Spirotrichea; Sporadotrichida; Oxytrichidae.
AUGUCAUUUGUAAGUUAAUAUCUUUUAAAAGGAAAGACUCUUAAGAAUUUGGCUCCAAUAAUCAGUCAUAUUACAAAGCAAACUUUAGAGAAGUCCGAGGCUAAAAUUAAUUAGUUGACAUCAGGAUUAAAUUGGAAUCAUCCAGAUCCUUUGUAUUCUCUAUAAGAGAUAGAUUCAGUUUCAAAUGAAUGCUGCAAGGUUAUAGACUCUUCUUUAAUUGUUUUCAAGAACUAUUCUGAGUAAUAUCCAGAAUUAAAAAAUGCCUGUAUUGACUCUAUGAAUAAUAUAAAUGAGUUCUUUGGUGGCGAUUAUCUGAAUAAUAAUAGAAAGCUUUUGAAUCUAUUACUCAUGAUUUAGACUAAUCAGACAAAGUUUUCCCUGUUAGAUGACCCAGAUAAGUUUUUGUUGAAAUCAGUAAUCAAAGACUUGAAUAAUCAGCAGAGAAUUUAGAAUCCGUCACAAAUUUAGUAGCUUUAAGCAAAUGAGAUGCUAAUUUAGAAUAUCUCAAGGGAAUUUAAUAGGAAUUUAAGCAAAGAAUAGUAUAAGUUAAAACUGACUUAAAAUGAGUUAAAGAGCAUUCCAAACAGAUAAUUAUUCAAUAAAUACAAAGGACAGUUCAAGACUGAAAAUGAUGAGAUUGAAAUCAAGUUUGAUCAGAAAUAUGAAUUUGAGAUUGCUAAAUAUUCUCCCAUUCCUGAAGUUAGAUAAAAAUUCUUUCACGCCUUCUCAAAUACUAAUUCAACAAAUACAAAGCUGAUUAUUAAGUUAGCUGAGCUCAGAAGGUAAAUAGGUGUUAAUAUAAAUAAAAGGUAGAGCUAUUUUGAUAAUCAAUAGAGAUUGCAAUCAAUAAAAUUAGCUAGACCAUUAUCCCAAGCCAUUAGAUAAAUUUAGUAAAUAAUAAGACCUCAAGCAUUGAAAGAUCUUGAGACGAUAUAAAGAAUAACUGGAGAACCAGAUAUUAGAUAUUUUGAUAUAGCCUUUUUGAAGGAAAAGAUAAAAGCAUUUAUGCUUUCCAAAGACCCUGAAAAUAUUCAAAUGCUAACCUGUUUUAACUUAUAAAAUACCAUUAAAGGUCUUAUGCUUUUUACUGCAUAGAUUUUUCAACAGUAAAAUUUAUAGCUAAACACUCUAAUAUAUAAUGCGGACUCAGGUAAAACUGAAAAAUUAAGAGGCUUCUAGUUAUUCCAGAAGAUUCUUAAUGAACUUAAGCCAAAUGAGAUUCCUCUAUUAGAAGUCAUACUCGAGGACGGUGGUACUAUAUUACUAGAUAUUUUCUUUAGGCCUCAUAAACUGCACAAAAAUUAAACUUAAACACUUAAUGAGCAAGGUUCUACAUAUUUAGAGUAAGAUCAAAGACCUGUUGCCUAUCUUGUUGAUAAUUUGUUGCCAAGGGAUACCACAUAUCUAAGUUUUGAUCAAGUUAAGAAUUUGUUUCAUGAAUAUGGACAUGCAUUGAACAUUGGCUUAUCCAAGACUAAGUAUUAGUACUACAGUUGUGCUAGAUCAACUAUGGACCUGGUUGAAAUACCUUCUCAUCUGACUGAGCAGUUUCUUGAAAACUAUGAUUUCGUUAAGCACUUUGCUCAAUAUAACGAUAAACCGAUUUCCAAGACAAUGUUUGAUAAACUGAUUUUUUGUGAAUAAAUUUUCAGGCUUUUGAAUUUAGAAGAAACUUUGUAUUUUACUGCUCUUGAUCUAGAAUUAAAUUCAUUCAAAGAAAAUGAUGAUAUAAAUGAGCAAGCAUUAUUAGACAUCAAUUCAAACCUUUUAAAAAACUCAUUUAGCAGUAAUUAUCUUCCGAAAGCAUAAAAGCCUUUCCCUAACCUUGACUAAACAUAGAUCAAUAACAUUAUUGGAGAGACAUUAUAGUAGGAUAAAAUCUAGCAAAUAUACAGCAGAAUCAGUUAAGUAAUGUUUGAUUAAACAAAAGAAGAAAUAGAAUAAGAGUCAAGCACUUAAGAACUCAUUAUAUAGGAGCAUAAACUAAAAGACUUUGAGAAUAACUACCUGUUUAACCAAUUUCAUCACAUUUUCGAAUACAAUGCAACUUACUACUCAUAUCUAAUAGCUAAAAUAAGCUCAUAAAAGCUAUACUUAGAUAAUUUCAAAGAUAUCUCUAGCUCGGACUAUAUGCUAAAAUAAGAGAUUAGAGAUUUGUACUCUUAGGGAGCAUACUUUGAUUUAAAGUAAUACAACAAAGUAUGA